This is a messenger RNA of Triticum turgidum subsp. durum (durum wheat), 3507 nucleotides long. Lineage: Eukaryota; Viridiplantae; Streptophyta; Magnoliopsida; Poales; Poaceae. The record is from the annotation of a GenBank genome assembly.
AUGAUCGAAUUAACUGCGGUCGCCACGGUGGCGGCGAAGAUCGCGCCUAAGCUCGCCGGUUUCUUUCUGAGAAGGCGCAGGCUGCUGGCGGAACUGGAGCAUGACAUCGAACACAUCCAAAGGGAGUGUUCGAUCAUUGCUGCCGCCAUCGUAGAUGAUGGUAAUCAUCAGCAUGCGAGCGACGCUGCCGAGGCUCAUCAGGAAUGGAUCAAGAUCGUGCGUGACUUGGCGUACGACAUUGAUGACUGCAUCGACCGCUUCAUACACCGCGUCUCGACGGCGCCAGUCGCCGACGCGGGGUGGAUCCGUCGGAAAGCUCACCGGCUCAAGACGGUGAGGGCCCGUGGCAAGUUUGCCGCGGUGAUCGCUCGUCUCAGGAAGAGAUCAGACGAGGCGUCGGAGCUGAGAAACAAGUACACCGAUCUAGCGUAUGGACAUGGCAGGGCCGCCGCCGUCUUUGAGUCACGGGUGCCUCCUCACGUGGAGACGGAGCCGGAGACUUACACAGAUAACCCCGUGGGCAUGGACGCGGCCGAGGAGGAGCUCAUGGAGCUGAUAAGGGGAAGUUGGACGCAAGGUCAACAACACAACAAGGAGAAGCUCAAGGUGAUCUCCGUCGUCGGAUUCGGUGGUAUCGGCAAGUCUCAGCUUGCCAAGAGUGUGUACGACACACUUGGCGACGAGAGGCAAUACCCAGCACGGGCUUGGGUUCGAGCUGCAGAGAAAGGCCCAGAAGAUCUUCUCCAAGCGAUAUUGCAGCAACUUGGAGCGCAUACCACCACCACCAUUAGUGCAAGCUCCAGCAACAGCAAGCUCUGUGCAACCAUACAAAAGCGCCUUGGGACCCAGAGGUUCUUCAUUGUAAUCGAUGACAUGCGGGAAGACUUUUGGGUCGAUAUAAAAGAUGCUUUCCCUGUUGUUCCUGGGGUCGACAGUAGAGUUCUCGUCACGACGGCCAGGCAGACCAUAGCAAUCAAAAGCAGCAGUAGUGAUGGUCAUGUGUAUGUAAUGAGAACUCUUGACGACGAUCAUUCAAGACAACUGUUCUGUGAGGAAGCUUCCUUGGUGUAUCCACCAUCAGUCGAUGAUACGAAGCUGAGUUCAGAAAUAAUAAAGAGAUGUGAUGGUCUGCCCCUUGCUCUUGUUACCACAGCACGGUUGUUGCACGGUGAAUCCAGACCGGAACAAUGGGCAGAUCUGGGAGGAAACCUUGGCGAACAUCUGGAGAACAAUAAGAAGUUAGCCAGUAUGAAUGCUGUGCUCUUCCGUAGCUACACCGGCCUAAGUAAGCAACAUAUCAAGACAUGCUUGUUAUAUCUCGGUAUUUACCUAAGUGGCCGCCCAAUCAGAAGAGGAAGCCUGAUAAGGCGAUGGUCCGCUGAAGGUUUCAUCACUGCAGAGCACAAACGCAGUGCCCGAGAGGUCGCUGUUGCCAAUUUCAACGAGCUGGUCGACUGGAGCAUCAUCCAUCCUAUGGAUGUCAGCAGCAGCAGCAGCAGCAUAGCAGAGGUGAAGGCAUGCCAAACUCACGGCAUAAUGCUCGAGUUCCUCCUGCACAAGUCCAUGUGUGAGAAUUUUGUUACCUUGUUGUACGAUGAUGUUCCCCCACCCACUAAAGUCCGCUGGCUCUCUCUGCAUAGUGGAAGUGCUGCAAGCUCCAGAAUUAAUCCAAAUGAUGUACCCUUUCUCCGUUCUCUGACGAUCUUCGGCAAGGCGCACAAAUCUGUCUUGAAUUUUUCCAAGUAUAAACUGAUGAGAGUUUUGGAUUUAGAAGAGUGCCAUGAACUCAUGGAGGACAAGCAUCUCAAGGGGAUAUGCAGCAAUCUGGUGCUACUCAGGUACCUAAGCCUCCGGGGCGCUUCUAAAAUUACAGUUCUCCCCAAAGAGGUCAAGAAGCUUCAACUUUUGGAGACACUGGAUUUAAGGGGAACGAAUAUAGAUAUUCUGCCCACACGAGUCAUGCAACUACAGAGUUUACUUCAUCUGUUUGGAAAGUUCAAGCUCCCACAAGGUGUAGGAAGCCGGAAAAUGCGUAAGCUACAGGCUUGGUUGCAAGAGGAAGAUAACAGUAAACUGCAAACAGUAGCAGGAUUUGUUGUGAACGACAAGAGCCAAGGAUUUGCACAGCUGAUGGGUGAAAUGAAAAAACUCACAAAGGUGAAAAUAUGGUGCGAGUCUACCACCGAUGCCAGCAACUAUUUAAGUCAUCUCUCAGAGGCCAUCAAGGAGUUCAUCGAGAGGGGCACCGACCCGAGCAAAGCUCGUUCACUCUCACUGAACAUGAAUGGUGCAUGGUCUCAAGGCUUUCUGAAUUUCUCCCUGGAAAGUGAUCCAUCCUGCUAUGUUAGCUCGCUCAGGCUACAAGGAAACAACAUAUCCAGCCUUCCUCCGUUUGUCACCAUGCUAGGUGGACUCACUAAGCUUUGUCUUUCAUUCUGUCAUCUUCAGCUGAGCAGUGUCAUUCUUGAAGCCCUGAUCAACGUGAGUGGCCUGACGUACCUCAAGCUGAAUGCAACUCGAAUGGACAAUCUUGUCAUCGAAGAGGAUGCACUCGGAAGCCUGAAACGCCUAUGCAUAGUGGUGGAAGUCAUUACCGGGCUGGUAAUCGAAGAGGGGGCGCUGCCGGACCUUGAGUCUCUCCAGCUUCUAUGCAAGGAUUUGAAUGGCUUUAGCAGCACGAGGAUCCAGUCCCUGCCACGUCUUAAGGAGGUCGCCCUUCAUGAUGGAGUGAGCGAAGGAACAAAAGAGGAGUGGAAAGGAGCAACAAAGAACCACUCCAGACACCCCAAGCUCUUGUUUGUCACGAAACAAAUGGUCGAUGAUCAUUUUAAACCGAUGAGAACUGAGGCUGCUCCUGAAAUUAGCCCUGAAGAGACAGCUGUUGACGCGAUGGUGGUGGGAAGUGAGCCUGUAGAGAAUUCUGAGAGCUCUGGGGCACCACAUACUGAUACCGCAUUAUCGGUUACAAUGCAGCCCACCGAUAUGUCCACUCAACAGUCUGUACAAGUUGUUACUUCUGAGAUGGUUAAUGCCCAGGAACUGAUGGGAACUGAGUCUGCCAUGGAAACUAGUACCGAUACGACCGAAAAUAUUGAUGUGGAAAGUGAGCAUGCGUUGAAUUCUGAGAGCCUAGUAGCACCACCUACUGAUAUGAUGUUACCAAUGACAACGCCAUCCGAUGUCAUUUCUACUGAAGAGUCUGUACAACUUAAUGUUGGUUGCGAACAUAAUGACGAUGGGAAAGAUCUGGAUAACAUUGAGGACCCAAAAGAUUUUGCUACGGAAAAUGGUCUGAGCACUCAGUUUAUAGAUCACAUGAGCAAGGAAAGUUAUAAAGUGGAGAUGGAAGGAGUGGCAUGUUUAGAGGAUCUUCAUAUGAAAGAUGGCACCCAGAAACAAGGCCUACAAAAGAAACAGCGCCUGCGCACAAGGUUGCUGUCGCUGGUGAAAAUUGGUGUCUUUCGUCGGACAAGUCGACAGGGGCGGUUGGUGCAUCGGCUGGAUUAA